UAUCCAAAGCGACUUCCAAGAGAGAGCUUUACAAAAGUGCAUAGGUCACUGAUCAUAACAACGAGCCCCAAAACAUUGCGGGUUGCCAAAACAUGAAGCAUACAUUGUGAAAAGCAAAUAAGUGCCAAUGUGAAGAACCAUAGGAGCAUGUAAUUAAAGAAGUUACAAUUAGUUUUGAUUUAUAACAAAGUAUUGUUUCUUAUUUCAUGUCAGUUCAUGAAAAUACUUUUCCAUAGCUAGUAUAGUCUCAGUUUCAGUUGUUAAUUAUAACCAUGCCUCUGUAUUUAUCACUGACCAUACUUCCUGUUUCUUCAACGCUUUCUUCUGAGGAAUACAACAGUUUUGCAUCCGCUUUACAGAAAUCGGUUUGAUUAGAGAAAAUACUCGAAGAUCUGUUCUAAAAUCAGAGAGCUGAUCAUGUUGGGAGAAGACUUCAUCAGGGGUCUCAGAUACAGAGAAGGGGACUUGAUGUCCCAGAACGUAAAGGUCAGGGGAAGUCCAGCAUGUCCAAUACCACCAAUCAAAGUAAUCCAUGAAAUAAUGACAGCAAACUCAGAAGUCUGUGUGCAGUCUGUUCCUGGAGUGACAACUCGAACCAUUGAGGCCCUCCCCAUCCCCAAAAGCCAGAAGCAGAAGAAUGAUCAGGAUCUAGAACUUUAUCGCUCUUGUUUUUGCACAUCCUUCUGCAAAGACUACCCGGAUGUGCAGCUCAGAGGAGACCAUGUAGGCGACUGGAGCUUACUCAGUCUCCCAAAACAGGGCAGUAUAUUUCAGGGACACCUGCGAGAGCCCCAGUACCUGGAUAAGACCCUGGGACCUGUGGAGCCGGGGCUAAGAGCUGAGUCUAUGCAGCCUCUGCAUGAUGAAGGUUACCUGGUCAUGGACGGUAGCAUAUCUUUGAAUAGGGAGCCUCUGUCUAACUCCAUGCUGAAUAGUUACCUGGAGAGUAAGCUUGUAGAGGUGUACAGGCAGCACAUGCAGGAUAGUCUGGCCCGAUGCAGCUCUUCUCUGAGCCUGACCCCUCCACAGGGCCUGGUACCUCCAGCAGCUCAGCACCUCAGCCAGUAUCUCUGCCAGGACUAUGGUCUGGACUCCAGCACAGCCUACAGCAUCGCGGUACACUAUCUCAGCACAUGUACAGUGACCAGCUCUCAUUUCAGCUCCCCAGACCUGCGUAUCUCCCAGCCUGAUCAGAAAAUCUGAUGAGGAGAUGCAUUCUGAAGACCUCUGCCCCUCCUUCACCGUGCUCCAUUCAUUUGAAUUUGUCUCAUGUCUAUUUGUGUAAUUGUGCUAUGAAAGAAAUGAAGGAUUUAGGAAUUCUAGUGUGUGAACUUAGUGCUGAGUUUCCAGAGAUAGUAUUUUGUACAGCGAGAGUCAUUAUAACCAAGUAGAAGUAAGAAGGUUUUUCUUUGACUUUGAUAUUUUGUCCAUGUGCUUCAGUAUGAGAGUCAACUGUUAGACACUGCUAUUGUCUCUGCUUCUUCUUCUGUUAUGAAAAAGAAAUCCACCAGGUGGCGAUGUAACUUUGUUUGGAUGCUGAGGAAGUGCAUCCGAAAGAAUUUCACACCAAAGAGAACAAACUGUUCUCAGUUGAAAGAGGUCUGUUGUUGAUGAUAAAAGGGAGAUUGGAAUAGCGUUUGUAAUAUAUUGAACAUGGUAAUAAAGAUAAACAUGUUGUUGUUCUGUUCUACUCCAAUUUAUUAAAGACCAGAAAAGCUGAUGUAGUAGAUUUUAAACUUCUAAACAGAACAGA
Molecule: messenger RNA, 1753 nt
Organism: Osmerus eperlanus (European smelt)
Lineage: Eukaryota; Metazoa; Chordata; Actinopteri; Osmeriformes; Osmeridae
Product: TLR adapter interacting with SLC15A4 on the lysosome-like
Exons: 3
Coding region: 418-1203 (261 amino acids)
Biological process (GO): regulation of toll-like receptor signaling pathway
Source: RefSeq, a predicted model, not a curated record